UUGUUCCCUCCUACUUUCCCCUGCUCCGCCGCUCGCCCCCUUUCUAUAUACUCCUCCAGAAUCCACUCCCCCACUCCACUGCCGACCCUUCCCGAGCGCUCCUGCGUGUUCACAACCAAGAUCCAUAUCUGCGGCCGUGAGAUCAGAUCAGAUCAGAUCGACCGAAGUCCAAGGAAGAAGGAGAAGCGGCGGAGGAUGGCGGACUGGGCACCGGUGGUGGUGGGGGUGGUGCUGUUCGUGCUGCUCUCGCCGGGGCUGCUGUUCGAGAUGCCGGGGUCGCACCGCCACGUCGACUUCGGCGGCCUCCACACCAACGGCAAGGCCAUCUUCGUCCACACCCUCCUCUUCUUCGCCGCCUUCACCAUCCUCACCCUCGCCCUCCACAUCCACAUCUACGCCGGCUAGACUGACACCCCAUACCCCAUAGAUGCGCCAUGUACUACCAAUACUACUAGCUAGCUCUUGCCUGUCCGCGUGCUGUUCUCUUGCUCGGUAAAUCGAUCCCCUCCAUGUAAUCAAUCUGCUUGUAAUCCAAUCCCUGCCUGCAAAUCUGGUGAAGAAGCGUGUUGAUUGA
Triticum aestivum (bread wheat) is the source of this 574-nucleotide messenger RNA. RefSeq lists its product as uncharacterized. The record is from RefSeq and is a predicted model, not a curated record. Bases 196 to 405 code for a protein of 69 amino acids. NCBI's taxonomy places the organism in Eukaryota, Viridiplantae, Streptophyta, Magnoliopsida, Poales, Poaceae. The transcript has a single exon.